Molecule: messenger RNA, 990 nt
Organism: Cylicocyclus nassatus
Lineage: Eukaryota; Metazoa; Nematoda; Chromadorea; Rhabditida; Strongylidae
Source: the annotation of a GenBank genome assembly
AUGUCUGGCAAGGCAUUUGUAGUCUUCGCAUCUGCGUUGAGCGCCGUCGCUAUUGGUGUAGCUCUUACUUCGGCGAUAGUGAUGAUAAACGACAUCAACAACUUCUACGAUGAUGCGAUUAGCAAUUUGGACGAGUUUAAGGAAUUCGCCAAUGAAGCCUGGAACACGAUGAUUAUCAGCUCCAAAGCUGAGUCCAUGGACCUCCUUUUCGGAAGAACCAAGAGAGCUAGCGGUUCGUGCAAUUGCGGUGCCCAACCCAACAACUGUCCACCCGGACCACCUGGACCACCGGGACAAUCUGGUAUGCCGGGAAUGCCCGGAAGCCAUGGUGCUCCCGGACCUCACGGUAUGAGAGGUGUCAGCAUGACCGGUGGUAUGAACCAACCCGUCGGUUGUAUUAAAUGUCCCGCCGGACCUCCUGGACCCCCGGGAAUGAAUGGCUCCCCUGGAAUCAUUGGAGCAAAUGGUAUGCCAGGAAUGCCGGGAAUGCCAGGAGUGAGAGGACCAGAAGGACCAGAUGGCGAACCUGGAAAUGCUGGUAACCCCGGACGCCCUGGAAUGAAUGGACAACCCGGAACACCUGGAAUGAAUGCAAUGCGAGGACAUGGCCGACCCGGUAGACCCGGACCACCUGGAAUGAUGGGAACUCCCGGAACUCCCGGCACACGUGGAACGAAUGGAAUGGAUGGAAUGCCUGGCUCAAUGGGAAUUCCUGGAAUGCCCGGAAAACCAGGAACAAAGGGAGCGGACGGAAGCCCAGGAAUGACUGGCGGUCCAGGAUUACCGGGAGAGGAUGGAGUCUACUGCCCUUGUCCUCGCAGAAUCUCCGAAUUUGCCCAACCACCAGAACCUCGGCCCAGUGCCGCCAUCGUGGCGCAGCCACCGGCUCCCAGCCCGCCCAGCGCCGCCGUCGAGGCUCAACCACCGGCUUCCACGCCGGCUCCUGUCACCGCCGAUGCUGCUGUGAUCGGCAAGUCCGGUUAUAACUAG